GUCCUCUCUCAUCAUGGCAACUGUAAUCAAGAUUAAAUUUGGAGACACACUCAGGCGCAUCUAUGAGGAAGAUCUUCUAGAUUUUGACAUGGACAUGUUGAGGGAGAAGAUCUGCAUCCUCUUCGGUCUAGAUCUUGAUGCUGAUUUUACACUCACUUACAUCGAUGAGGAUGGAGAUAUAGUCACUCUUUGUGACGACAAUGAUCUCGAUGAUCUUGCGGCUCAAUCUCUGAAUCCACUAAGGAUGACUGUAACAUUGAAUCCUAAAUCUUCUCUUACAUCAACACAAGACCAACUUCAAAUCAAUUCCUUGAACUCUGCGGUUUCUUUGAUCUUGAAAUUUGUGCCAGAGCGACAACAUAAUGCACUUUUGAAGCUUUUGCUUGACGUUGCAUGGGAAAACAUAAUGGGUGAUCAACAGGGAUUGAAGAUUGAAGAAGCAUCUGACGCAUUAUUACCAUGUAAAGACGGAAGCUCAUACUCAAACAACGAAGCUUUGCAGGUUGAAACGGUGAAGAAAGAUGGAGUUCUUGAAAAUGUACAUCUUAAUGUUAUUCCUUAUUCUGAGUCUAAAACUGUUAAAGGCUCUGAUGCUGCAUCUUCACAUGAUGACAAUGCCAAACUGAGAAAAUCCGUUGAUUUUGAGACUUGUGUAAACCUUAACGAAUGCCCAUUCAUCGGGAUGCCUCUAUCUAAUGACUCAAUCGUGCAUUCAUGUCCUUGUGGGACUUGUGUCUCUCCUCUUAAGAAGGGCUAUAUCGAUAGUAAAGGCUUAGGCACUCUAACAAUCCAUGAGGAUAUUACGUGUAAUGGGUGUGGAGUUUGUCCCAUAAUUGGACCCCGAUUCAUAUCAAAAUCGAAUAUUAUUGUUGAUCUGUGUUGCACUUGUUUCGAGAAAACGGGACAUGAUGCUGCCGAUUACGUCAGAAUGGAUCUCUCUCCGACUUCUUUUUUCAGUGACAAGUCUCCUGUUGUGUGCAAUGACAAAUUAGACCCAGAAGUCGAAGUUGUGAAUACCAAUAUGGAUCAAGACAAUGAAGUUUGUGAAAAGAAACCUAUUGGAAUUGUGAGCUCCUCUAAUAGUGUUGCAGUUCCAUCAAAACUGGUGCAGUUGGAACCAAUUGGUUCGAAUCAAGGAUUUUCAUGAUCCAAGAGUACCUACUGUUCAUUGGUAGGUUGGAAUGAGGGUUAUAAAUUAAUAAAAUAUCUUCAAGACUCGAUAGUAUUUUUCAGUUUAGUAGCUUCGAACCUUUUUAUGGUGUGUUUUUUUUAUGCGCCACGUUUAGUAAGUAUUAGUAAGUAGGUAUUUUUAUAUAGUUUGGUUAUGUCUUUAAUCCUAG
This is a messenger RNA of Lactuca saligna, 1340 nucleotides long. The record is from the annotation of a GenBank genome assembly. NCBI's taxonomy places the organism in Eukaryota, Viridiplantae, Streptophyta, Magnoliopsida, Asterales, Asteraceae.